Cuscuta europaea is the source of this 1619-nucleotide messenger RNA. Lineage: Eukaryota; Viridiplantae; Streptophyta; Magnoliopsida; Solanales; Convolvulaceae. The record is from the annotation of a GenBank genome assembly.
CCCAAAUAUCUUUUUUGUUAGUAAAAGGCCCUAGCAUUUAGAAGUGAGUUUCGUGAGCCUCGAUCUUUCCGUUCAACAGCGACAAUUAAGUCAGAUACUCUCUUCUGCUCCUCCUCCGAGCUCCCACCUUCCCGCAGAGCCCACCGUUGUCACUCGGAUCUUUCCUCACCCAACUAAACGAAGUAAUUAUGUCAGAUGCGCUGAUAAGCGGCCUCGCCGGAGCCGGUGGCGGCAUCAUCGCUCAGCUAAUCACCUAUCCGCUUCAAACUGUAAAUACGCGACAACAAACGCAGAGAGAAUUGAAGGAGGAGAAGAAGAAGCAGCUGAGUACUAUUGAACAUAUGUGUCAGGUUGCUAGGCAAGAGGGCUGGGAUCGGCUAUAUGGCGGCUUGGCACCGUCGCUGGUCGGAACCGCGGCUUCUCAGGGUGUCUACUACUACUUCUAUCAAAUAUUUAGGAACAAGGCUGAAGCUGCUUCCCUUGAGCGUAAAAGGAGGGGGAUUGGUGAUGGAUCAGUUGGAAUGUUAUCAUCACUUGUAGUAGCUGCUCUAUCUGGGUGUGUUAAUGUGCUGCUGACUAAUCCCAUAUGGGUAGUUGUCACCCGCAUGCAGACUCAUUCAAAACAAUCUAAAAAUAGCUCAAGUGGAGCUAUGAUGACAGAGGAUGUGAUUCCCGUAGAAGAUGAACCUCCUCCUUACGGAACUACCCAUGCAAUAAAUGAAGUAUAUGAUGAAGCUGGAUUUUGGGGAUUCUGGAAAGGUGUGGUCCCGACAUUGAUCAUGGUAAGCAAUCCAUCCAUACAGUUUAUGCUGUAUGAGACCCUCUUAAAAAAUCUAAGAAAACGACGUGUUUCCAGAAAUACAGUCUCUGAUGUCACUGCUUUGGAGAUAUUUUUGCUCGGAGCAUUGGCAAAACUUGGAGCUACAGUCGUAACAUAUCCUGUGCUUGUUGUGAAGUCAAGACUUCAGGCAAAGCAAACUCUUGGGAGUGAUAAAAGACAUCAUUAUAAAGGCACAUCGGACGCCAUCAUGAAAAUGAUGACCCACGAAGGUUUUAACGGAUUUUACAAAGGGAUGAGCACAAAAAUAGUACAGAGUGUUCUAGCUGCUGCCGUGUUAUUCAUGGUGAAGGAAGAACUUGUGAGAGGUGCUAGACGGCUAUUAACUGGAGUUCCUUCCAACUCUAAGUGACCGGCCAUUGAUUCACCUCUAAGCUCUGCCAAGGAACAUAUAUUUACAUAUUUAAUAUCCAUAUAUUUGUUAUUCAAGUUUAAGCAUUCAGGAUCGAAGAUUACUAUGGAUCAUUAAUCCUAGAGCCUUGUCACUGGAAGGAAGAACAAAAAAAGCAAACAGAAAAGAAAGUAUCAUCAAUGCACUCUGUUUGGGUUGGUUUAUACAUUGUUAACAGAGUAAAGGUAAAAUGGACUUAAUUUUGUUUGUCACAUAGUCCUUGUGAAUUGUAUUGUACACGUAGCUUUUUAUGUCACAGACUUGAACACAGCCAUUUUAUUUUGUUUAAAUUUAUCAUGUCAGAGUUGGGCUCUGUUAAAUAAUUCGUAUAUGACAAAAACUAUUAUUAUGAUUUAACUAUCACCAGUGUAUAAUUUAGUGAGCCUUUAU